GCUCUUUCGCCGUUUCUUUUUCAGGCAUGGUGGCAGAAGAGUACAAUGCCUAUUUCUACUCCUUGGUAUCGCAAGACACUCAGGAGAUGGCCUACUCUACAAAGAGGCAGCGCUUUCUGGUAGACCAGGGAUAUAGUUUCAAGGUGAUCACACGUCUGGCCGGGAUGGAGGAGGAGGACUUGAUGUUCUCUGCCCGGGAAGAACAGCAUCAGCUUCUGCAGAAGGUCUUGGCUGCUUCUGACCUGGACGCUGAGGAGGAGGUGGUGCAGGGAGAGAUGGGUGGCCGAAUUCAGGUACGUGUAGCAGGCCAUCUUUAGAAAAAGGUGACCUGUGUGCAGGAGAUUCCUUUAAAAUUUCCUUUGAUGGUUUUUCCCCCAAAUAUUGCCUUAAGACUAGAAUGUUUAAUUCUAAGGCCUAAAGGAUUAGAGCAGGUCAUUAACAGUUCCAUUUUUAAGAGAUGAUAUUGCCGUUGGGUGGCGCAGUGUUCAACACUGCUGCCUGGUAGCACUGGGGCUGUGGGUUCUGUUCCGAACCAUUUCUGCCCCUUCAUGGUCCGGUGUCCCGUUCGGGGUGUACCCCACCAUGCACCUUGCUUACCGGGAUAGGCUCCAGCUCCCCCCGCAACCCGACAGAGGCCGCUCGAAAAAUGGAUGGAUGGAUUUUACAGUAAAAAGGAAAUGUGCUGAGGUGAUCGUCAAAGUUAAGAUUUUUCUCAACAUUGUCUGCAUGGCAAUAAAACAGUGCUUUAACUUGGAAAUGUGCAAACUCGUAGAUUUCUAGACUUCCGGAAAUUUGAACGGGGUUUUUAAAAUCUGAAAAAAAAUAAAUGACAUGAGCUACACCCCAUGGGUGCCUGACUUACAUGGAAAGGGGGGUGGAGGUCAAAGGUAAUGAAAAUGUACUGGCCAUAGAAUAGUAUUUUCUUUCUCCUAACUUCUAGGGAAAAUUGACUUUUAUUUUUUAAAAUAUUUUCAUGGCACAGUAGUGCAGUAG
Molecule: messenger RNA, 993 nt
Organism: Lepisosteus oculatus (spotted gar)
Lineage: Eukaryota; Metazoa; Chordata; Actinopteri; Semionotiformes; Lepisosteidae
Source: RefSeq, a predicted model, not a curated record